Messenger RNA from Sceloporus undulatus (fence lizard), 1012 nucleotides. RefSeq lists its product as uncharacterized. Bases 14 to 904 code for a protein of 296 amino acids. The transcript is spliced from 2 exons. Lineage: Eukaryota; Metazoa; Chordata; Lepidosauria; Squamata; Phrynosomatidae. The record is from RefSeq and is a predicted model, not a curated record.
UCUUUAUUAUGAAAUGAAAGAAGAUAUGAAGGCGAUGAAGAGAGAUAUGAAUGCUAUGAGGAAAGAAAUUAAACAAGAGAUUCGUCAGGAGAUAAGGGCUGAACUGAAAGAUAUCAAAGACACAUUAGGCAGAGCAACAGAAGAUAUUACAAAAAUGGGAAAAAAUAUGGAAAAAAUUGAGAGUAAAACAGAAAAAAUAAACAAAAAAGUUCUUGAAAUGGAAAAAAACUACGAACGUGAUCUUGAUGAAAGAGCGCUACAAGAUCAAAAGCAACGUGAACAGUGCAUCAAGAUCAGAGGUUUAAAAGAGAAAGAUAACGAAGAUUUAUAUGAAUACCUCACACCGAUUUUGGCUGAAUAUGUAGGAGCAGAGAAAGAACAUUUUGAACAAGAAAUAAGUAAAAUGUUCCGCCUUAACUCUAAGAUAGCGAAACAAAAAGGACUGUCUAGGGACGUGAUCGUUUAUUUCACAAGGAAAAAAAUUAGAGAUGAAAUCAUUCAACUAAAUUACGAACAACAUCUUGAAGUAGAAGGGGAAGAGCUAAUUCUAUUAAAAGAUAUCCCUUUGAGGAUCUUAAAAAAACGUAAUGAGUACAAACCCCUAGCGAUGCUGCUCAGGAAGAACAAUAUUCCAUAUAGAUGGGAUAGGCUGGAAGGGCUGAUUUUCAAAUAUAAAACGGACUUACUUAGAAUAAACUCAAUUCUAAAAUUAAAAGACUUCAUGAAAAAACAUAAGAGAGACCUGGAGAAAUCGUCGAAUACAGAGGAGAAAAAAGACAAAGAUAACAACAUAGGUGAACCUUCGGACUCAGAAUCUGAACAGGAACAAGAAAGAGAUGAGAAUAAAGGAAAAGAGGAAAAAGCAAAUAGUGAAGAGGAGGAAGAGACAGCAGAGGUGAAUUGAGAUAAGAAUUGUUUACGCAAGGUUUUGGAAAUCGAAUCAAAUCCCCUCCAUGGAUAAGUGGCUGAUGAAAGUCCUAGAGACGGCAGAGAUGGACAAGAUCUACUGUGG